Colius striatus (speckled mousebird) is the source of this 1590-nucleotide messenger RNA. RefSeq names its product transmembrane protein 266 (gene TMEM266). NCBI's taxonomy places the organism in Eukaryota, Metazoa, Chordata, Aves, Coliiformes, Coliidae. Gene Ontology annotation, cellular component: plasma membrane. Gene Ontology annotation, biological process: transmembrane transport; monoatomic ion transport. Bases 1 to 1590 code for a protein of 529 amino acids. Gene Ontology annotation, molecular function: voltage-gated channel activity; monoatomic ion channel activity. The record is from RefSeq and is a predicted model, not a curated record. The transcript has 11 exons.
AUGACCAGUCCUCAGCCUAAAAUAGAAGGCGGUGUUUCAGAAGUUGAGAUAAUUUCACAACAAGUGGAAGAAGAAACCAAAAGCAUUGCUCCUGUACAGCUUGUUAAUUUUGCUUAUCGAGAUCUACCUUUAGCUGCACUUGAUCUGUCUGUUGCUGGGUCCCAGCUUUUGUCAAAUUUGGACGAGGAGUACCAAAAAGAAGGAUCUAACUGGCUAAAACCCUGCUGUGGGAGACGAGCAGCUGUGUGGCAGGUAUUUUUGCUCAGUGCAAGUCUCAACAGUUUCCUGGUAGCCUGUGUAGUAUUGGUGGUGAUUCUUCUGACUCUGGAACUCCUAAUAGAUAUAAAGCUUCUCCAGUUUUCAAGUGCUUCACAGUUUGCAGGAGUAAUUCACUGGAUCAGCCUAGUCAUCCUGUCUGUGUUCUUUUCAGAGACUAUUUUGAGGAUUGUGGUCCUUGGCAUAUGGGAUUACAUUGAAAACAAAAUAGAGGUGUUUGAUGGUGCUGUCAUAAUCUUGUCCUUGGCACCAAUGGUGGCUUCAACAGUGGCUAAUGGCCCCAGCAGCCCAUGGGAUGCUAUCAGCCUUAUUAUCACACUACGAAUAUGGAGAGUGAAGAGGAUCAUUGAUGCCUAUGUCCUUCCGGUGAAAGUGGAGAUGGAGAUGAUGAUUCAGCAAUACGAGAAGGCAAAGGUUAUUCAAGAUGAGCAGCUGGAAAGACUAACCCAGAUCUGCCAAGAACAAGGGUUUGAAAUCAGGCAACUGAGGGCCCACCUUGCUCAGCAGGAUUUGGACCUGGCUGCAGAGAGAGAGGCUGCACUGCAGGUCCCACAUGUGCUGAACAAACAAAGCAGCAACAGGUACAAGGUGGUAGCAACUGAAGAUUCAGAUGAUGAAGCCACUGAAAACAUCACUGAAUUGCGACCUCCACGAGGUGAAAUAACAUUGAAAGAUGACAUGAAUAAUUACAUCACUCGAUACUACAAUGAGCCUAGCAGUGACAGCGGCGUCCCCGAGGCAGCCAUCUGUGUGGUCACCACCGCCGCCAUUGAUGUCCAUCGCCCCAACAUCUCCUCCGACCUCUUCACAGUUGAGGUGCCGCUGCGCCUGGGCAGCACCGGCACAUCCGCCAGCAUCACGUCGGGCAGCGCCUCGCACUCCACCGUCAGCUCGGGCACACAGGCCUGCAGCGAGAGCAGUCAGACACUGGGCUCCUCCCCGGACUGCAGCACGGCCUGCGAGGACACGGCCGAGGCCGGCGCCGGUCCCAGGGCUGACCUCAUGCCCAGCCGGCAGCGGGUGGCCCAGGCCAUGGUGCAGGAGUUGCUGUCGUCCCUGUCAGAAGAGGCCUGCCUGGCGCAGAAGGGGCUGGAUCCCAUCAACCUGAAGUUGCCCAGCCCAGCAAGCUCGGUGGGGGCCAGUCCUGACCUGGGCCACCAGCUCAGCGUCUACAACCACAGGAACCAGGAGAGCCUUGACGUCUUCCAGCUCAAGCCACUCAUUGACUGCCCCCAGCCUGCCCCGCUGAUCGAUGACAAGUACGGGGCACUGGGGCCCCACGAGCCACGGCUGGGCAGGGUUCCUGAGGCAUAG